GAUUCUAAGGCUGGUCUCUAACACGAAUACCUAUAAUUCCUGCUAAUGCACCUCUUGCGAUCCGAGUUGUCACUCAAGAUCUCCGAAGAAUCAGCUUUGCUACGGCUCGCGAGGACACUUGGACGGGUAUAACCCAGAUGUUUUGCUUUGAACACCCAGAUAGCUUCAACUAGGCAGCAGCGUAGUCUUUGGUAUGCCCCAAAGUGCGAGUUUGUGGUCAAAAGUUUUGCAAGUUGUCAUUUCCCACCAAGCUGUGUGGUUCGGAUCAAUUUCGCCUCAGCGCGAUCUCGCACUGUUAAUGCUGGCUAAAGUGCAUCUUACAAUGUAUGGAAGCCUCUGUGGUGGUUUACUUGGCACAAAACGCCGAUACUGAUAUACGCUAAAAUGAGUAGCCAAGUUGUAGUUAAGUGUACCACUAGU
This is a messenger RNA of Guyanagaster necrorhizus, 420 nucleotides long. RefSeq lists its product as uncharacterized. NCBI's taxonomy places the organism in Eukaryota, Fungi, Basidiomycota, Agaricomycetes, Agaricales, Physalacriaceae. Bases 194 to 373 code for a protein of 59 amino acids. The record is from RefSeq and is a predicted model, not a curated record. The transcript has a single exon.